This is a messenger RNA of Vollenhovia emeryi, 1283 nucleotides long. RefSeq lists its product as uncharacterized. The transcript has a single exon. The record is from RefSeq and is a predicted model, not a curated record. Lineage: Eukaryota; Metazoa; Arthropoda; Insecta; Hymenoptera; Formicidae. The annotation marks the transcript as partial.
CUUGCUCUUAUUGAGUUUUGUAAUAUUAUUUUAGAUAGAGACAUUUAAACCACAAGAAAAACAUGCCGUGCUUCUUAUAGACGAAAUGUCUAUCAAACCUGGUCUACAAUAUGAUAAUAGUAUUAGCGCAAUUCUUGGUCGACCAACGAUGAAACUGUCGAGUGGAGCGGAUGCUUGCAAUCAGCUAGCUACACACUCUCUUGUAUUUAUGUUAUGCGGCAUUUCCACGAAGUGGAAACAAACGAUUGGUUAUGAAUACACAGCAAAUUCAUUUUGCCCAGAAGAAAUGGUGAGGAAAAUUAUGACCAUUGUUGAAAAAGCACAUGCUAACGGAAUAAUAAUUAAAGUAGUACUAUCGGACAUGGGAUCGCAAAAUAGGAGUUGGUGGAGACUUCUUAAUAUUACAGCGAAUAAAUAUAGCAAGAUCCAAAAUUACAUUCAACAUCCAUGUAAUAAUGAGGAUAAACUGUUCAUUAUGGCAGAUUCUGUUCAUGUGUUUAAAAAUGUUGCGUGUUCAUUAACUGCAGGUAAUACAUUUUAUUUAUCAGACACACUAGUAGAAAAGUAUAAUUUACCACACAAGGAAAUCUCCAUCACACCUAUUCGCGAUGUAUAUCAAUUCGAUCAAAAGGAUACUUUAAAACUGUGUCCACGUUUACAUGAAAAGGCCAUAAAUCCUUCCCACUUUGAUAAAAUGAAUGUUGCUCUAAGUGUAGGAUUAUUGAAUAACAAUGUUGCUGCAGCUAUAUUAUAUCAUAUUGAUAGGAAAAAUAUUGAUUAUAAGCAUAAAAGUACUGCGUGGUUUCUUAGUACAAUACAUAAAUGGUUUACAAUCAUGACUAGUCGUUAUGAGAAGCUUGCACUGUCUCAUAACAAUGAAAAAAUAUAUAUAGAGACUAUCAUGUUUCUAAAAGAAUUUAUAGAGAUAGUUAGUGGAAUAACAAUUGGAAAUGGAACAUGGAAACCAUUCCAAAGCGGAUUGAUACUUUGUACACAAACUGUUCUUGAUAUACAGGGUGAAUAUCUUGAUAAGCAGAAUUUUAAGUAUUUAUUAGUAGGACGAUUUACACAAGAUGCGUUAGAAAAUUUAUUCUCGACAAUACGCGGACGAAACUCUGUACCAGAUGCACGAGAAUUUAAGCAGGCAUUACGUCUUAUUUCUUUAUCACAAUUUCAAACCACUAAAAAUAGCAAUUAUUCUACUGUCGAUGCUGAUUAUCUUAUACAAUACUGCAAAGAAAUUAAACAGUUGGAACGUACAAAUAUCUCUGGAGACAUACAAU